Paracoccidioides brasiliensis Pb18 is the source of this 288-nucleotide messenger RNA. RefSeq lists its product as uncharacterized. The coding region runs from base 1 to 288 and encodes 95 amino acids. The transcript has a single exon. The record is from RefSeq and is a predicted model, not a curated record.
AUGAAGGGCUACGCCCUAGAACCCCAUGAUACUCAGGCUAUCCCUUCUCCCUAUCGAAGACGCUAUUGGAAGGCUAUCACCUUCGUGCUAUCAAGACACUAUCGAAAGGCUAACGCCUUCGCGCUAUCAAGACACUGUCGAAAUGGCGCCAUCGACGCGGCCCCUGCCCCUAUCGUGUAUAACCCCUAUCCGUGUACCCGUGUAUCCGUAUAUCCUCCUACCCGUAUAACGCCUAUAACCCCUAUUACAAAAGCGCUAAUCCUCAUACUGAACCUCCGCUACCUAUAA